Messenger RNA from Bactrocera dorsalis (oriental fruit fly), 4518 nucleotides. RefSeq lists its product as uncharacterized. The record is from RefSeq and is a predicted model, not a curated record. Gene Ontology annotation, cellular component: nucleus. Lineage: Eukaryota; Metazoa; Arthropoda; Insecta; Diptera; Tephritidae. The transcript has 3 exons. Bases 682 to 1458 code for a protein of 258 amino acids.
ACUGUCCGCCAACCCGUUAUCCCUGCCACCGCGCAGCGUACUGGCUUGUAUGUGUGUAUUUUUUCCUUUGCAUAGUGUAUUUGCAUAAAUGUUUUGUUAGGCUUGAGAAAAUUUUAUUACCUGCAACAAUAACAUGCUGAAAAAUACAAUAACAAUGUGUUCGUAAUGAGGUUUUGCGGUGCGUCGCUGACUGUUCGUUUCGUCGCGCGCCGCCACAAGCCGCAACCAAAGCGGAAGCGGCACAUUUAAAUGCUGCGGUGUCAUGUUAAAUAUUUGCACAAGAAAUUAUGUGCUAACUUCUAUGGCGGCAACAAUUCGAAACAACAACAAAAAUUUCAAGAAUAACACGGUGUGAAUACAGUUGCUGCUGGAAAACUAUGCAAGCGGAAAUUUGCGCGCAACUUUUGCUGUUACAAGUGUGUGCACUGCUCGUCCAUUAUGCUAUGCUUGAGCACGUAGAGAUCUGAAUCGUAUGUUGGUAUUGUCACUAGUGAAGCGAAUGAAAUUUUAGGCGAAUUUCGCUAUUGCGAGUAGCGAACGGACAGUAAAUUCGCCACGAAGUGGCGAAAGAACUAGCGAAAAUGAAUAUUUGAUAUUGCCACUUGCGAAUUUAUAAAAUUCGCUUCGCCUCAACUGUCAAAAUUUGGCGAACGUUUAUUUAAUUCGAGAACGUAAUUAAAAAUGGAGAAAACAAUAAAACGAACUACUCAAAAGCAAUUUGAAGUACUGGUGAGGUUGAUGGAAGGAAAUCCCGAGCUAGCCAGAGGAAUGGCGCCGUUUGGCUCAACAAAAAAAAAUAGGAUGGAGUUGUGGGAAGGUAUUGCUUCAGAGUUGAACAAUAUCGGCCCUCCAAUACGUAGUGGAAGCGAAUGGAAUAAGGUUUGGUUGGACUAUAGGCUAAAAUUAAAAAGAAAAAUUGCUGGUAAUCGAAAGGAGAUUGCAGCCACAGGUGGAGGACCAUACAACCAACGGAGUUUAACGCCUUUGGAGCAGGCCGUGGACGAGCUGCUUAGCUUGCAACAGGCAGUAAAUCCAAGCGGAGCCGCAUUUGGUAGCACUACACCUGCACCUGCACCUGCACCUGCAUAUUUAGAUGAAGAACAUCUGGCAGAAGUCGAGGUGCAGCCUGAACAGGCUGGAAAUGUUAGCAUUUCGUCUAGGCAGGCACCUACAAGCAGAGUGGAGGACCGCGAAAAUUUGCGUAUGAAGGCUUUGGAGAAACAAGGAGAAACGCAAGAAAGCCUUGUCGGUAUUAUGGAGAACAUUAAUUCGGUGUGUAGUGAAAUUUCUAGAUACACUAGAAAAAUUUACGAAUUAAAAAAAGAAAAAUUGGCGCUCUAUAAAAUGAAAGAAGAAAGAAAGAAGGAAGAAAAUAAUCAAAAAAAUAGGCGACAUAAAGAAAAAAUUGAAAUAAAACUAAAAGAAUUGGACUUAAAAAAACUUAAAUACUCAAAAUAAAAAAACGUAUUUUCUGCAUAUUCAAAAUUAAUUUCAGUUAUUUUAUUGUAGUUAUGUUACAUAUAUGCACAUAUAUUUUAGGGAUGCAACUAAACUAUGACAAUGCAUUCGCAAUUUGUCUUCGGCGAAGAUCUGCUGCUGUUCCACUGAAGUUUCCUUCAACUGGCUCCUGUGGUACUACGACAUCAACAAAAGUUUCUUCUUCAGGAUCAUUCACAUUAUAUUGUUUGCAAAUAUUGUGUAAAGCACAACAAACAUUUACAAUAACCGUUGCUUUACUAGGAGGGUAUCGUAGUUUACGUUCACCUAGUAUACAACGAAAACGACAUUUCAGCACUCCAAUUGUCCGUUCAACUACGUUCCUUGCCUUUGCAUGUUUCUUAUUAAAAUUUGAUUCCACUGUUCCUGGGAAAGCGUUUCGGAAAGGCGUCCAUAGAUACUGGUGUAGUGGAUAACCAGAAUCACCUAUAAUAUAUUUAAUUUUAGUAUUUAUGUAUGUACAUACACAUAUAAAUUGUAGUUACCUAAGUAAACCGAAUUAUGAUCUCCUCUUUGGUAUGUUUGCUCCAGAUAUGUUUAUAAUGCGCUAUUGUUCCACACAAAUGAGUCGUGACUAGAUCCUCCAUAUCUUGCAUCAACACACCGUAUAACCAUAUCCUGAUCGCACGCCUGAUAAAAAUUAAUUUUUUAAGACGAAAUAAUAAUAAGUAAUAUUUUAUUUAUUUAGUUGCUACUUACAAUCAUCGCAUUUAUGCUCUAAAAUCCUUUUCUAUUCAUAUAUAAGUGCUUGUUCUCACAUGGAGCAAUAAUUGCAACAUGGGUUCCAUCAACGCAACCAACCACAUUUGGAAUUCCAGCUCUGGUGAAAAAUUUUCUUCUUGUUGUUCGUUUCUGCUCCUCAGUUAUGUCUGUUUUGAUCCAGACACUGCACAAAGUGGAUUCCAAUAUUGGAAGCAUUUCUUUAAAAAUCAACGAAACAGUGGGCUGCGCAAUACCUAGUUGGAAAUCAUUUCCCACUGGUUGCUGAUAGCUCCCAUGAGCCAAAAAUCUUAGGACGCAGCACAAUUUCAACAUCGGCGAUACUGAUGACGAUAGGUUAGUCGGAAAUUUUUCCUUUAUGCUGUCUAGCACAUACAAGAAUGCAUCCUUACUUAAUCGAAAGUUUUCUUUAAAUCUGUUAAUAAAAACUUAUGUGACGUGAUAUUUGUUUAUGCACUUUUAUAGCAAUAGAUACUUACAACACUGAAGAAAGUUCCAUGAGAUUAGAGUGAUCUCUGAUGAAAAGCCGCUGCCUAAGUAAUUUCGUUGUUGUCCUUUCAAUGUAACUGUCUUCAAAAUAUAAAUCUACGUUGUUAAACAUUUUUAUUCACCUUUUUAAAACACCGUAAAAUUUCAAAACACACAAUAACGAAUAAGCGAAUAAUAAAAUUUAAAAACAAUAACAAUAAUACGUCAAAUAUGUCAAUUUCGGAUGAACUCGUGUGACAUUUCUCAAUUAUUUUAGUAUGGUAACAAAAAAGUUGAGCGAAUGUGUUCAUUCGCCAGUCACAAUAUGAACAUGGCGAAUUUUCGCCUAAAACAUUCGACUCGCCAAUGCAUUCACUUCGCCAGUGACAAUACCAGCAGUAACGUAGCGCCUCUUUUUGGCUACCGACUGCGCCCUACAAAUUUUGCGUACAGCUUUAAGGUAGUAGUCUGGUAACUUAUGCCUAUUUUCAUGAACUAACAAAUUGGAGGACUUUGAAAAAAAAUUCCUUUUAUUUUAGCAAAGAAAGGGUUGUAAAAUAAAAAAAAAGGGGUGAAAAAAAUUCUCGUUAGUACCGACAAGAAUCAUAAUAGUUGUUCUACGCCUGUUAAAAUUUGAAAUCAAUCGGUUUAGUAGAAAAAAAGUUAGGAUCCGCGCCGACCAGAAAAAACAAUGUUUAGAGAAAAACGCGUUUAAGUUCAACAACUCCGAGGUGCUCUAGGAAACUCGUUAUAACUCCCGAAAUUCUGUCUGAAAUUUUCACAGUAUAUUCUCAAGACGUUGUACUUUCAAAUUAAAUAAAAAAAUGUUUUCGAUUGUUUGAACCCAAGUUACCAGACUACUACCUUAAGCGUACUUAGGCGACACUAAGCGUUUAAUGAAGUGGGCGGUGGUUGCAUUUAGCUGAUGUGCUGUUGUGCUUGACUGUUGGCCGCCGUUAACCUUAUUGACCUAUUUUACAACGUUUAAAUUGUUAUCCUCUUAGCUCUGCUCUCAUAGCUCUGAACUGCUUCGAUAACUGAUUUCUUUAAUUUAUACAUUUUCAUACCGAGAACUCUACAGUUAUUGCAUUAAACUCUCUCAUUUAUAAGCCACUCAGAUUUUGCACACACAUAUUUUCUCCUUAGCACGCCUAACGUUGGGCCAUGCUUGGCUGCCGCUAACGUCAUUUCGCAACUCACGAAAACUACAAAAUUCAUACAAGAUUGUGCGAUAGUCUCAAAAUUAUAGCGCAAAACGCUUGACGCACUCUGACAUAUAAAACUCAUUUCCGUAAUUUUCAAGCAUUCUAAUGAGCGCAAGAGGAUUCGUUGCAUACUUCAGUGCGUAGCUUACGCGUGUCUUAUAGUUCGCUUGACUUUCGUCUUUGUAUUUUAGAAAUAUUAAAUGAGUUGCUUAAGUUUAAACAAAAGAUAAUGAAAUCUUUGCAAGCUGCUCUUCAAAUCACAGAUUGUUGCUUCUGGUGAUUCCGUUUAAAUGUAGACUACUUCACAUAAACUUUUACGACUACUGCGUUUUGAUAAGUUUGAUGUUAUAGUACGAGUAUUAUGAUGUCUAUGGACUUAAAGUGAGUCAAAAUGUUAAGGAGAUAUACUCUUUGCUUUUCACUAUAAAAGAGGGGAAAUUUAAGAUGUGAGAGGAAAAGAGUGGAGCUCUCGGUUUAUUCACACGCCUACCUCAAAUGUAGAAUGUAGUCGAAUGAAGGUAGCCAAAAAUAUAAAAAAACAAGUGCAUUCACAAAUAAUAAAAUUAACGGUAACUGUCCAAAAAUAUAAAACUUACAUGAAAGUUAUGAUGAGGUAUGACCAAGCGAA